This is a messenger RNA of Telopea speciosissima, 671 nucleotides long. RefSeq lists its product as uncharacterized. The transcript has 2 exons. The record is from RefSeq and is a predicted model, not a curated record. NCBI's taxonomy places the organism in Eukaryota, Viridiplantae, Streptophyta, Magnoliopsida, Proteales, Proteaceae. Bases 31 to 561 code for a protein of 176 amino acids.
ACCAGAUCUCGUUAUUUUAAGAAGAGAAAGAUGGGCAUUUGCAGCUCUUGUGAAGCCACAUCAGUGGCGACUGUAAAAUUGAUUCUUCAAGACGGAAAACUACAGGAGUUCCCUUACCCAGUUAAAGUAUCGCAAGUGUUACAGAAGAAUCCCAUGUGUUUUAUAUGCAACUCCGACGAGAUGGAUUUCGACGAUUUCGUAUCGGCAAUCAGUGAAGAAGAGGACCUGCAACCAGGGCAACUCUAUUUCGCGUUGCCGUUAAGUAGAUUGAAUCAUCCUCUCCAGGCUCAGGAUAUGGCGGCAUUGGCUGUUAAGGCCAGUUUGGCUCUUGCGAAGAGCAGCGAUGGAGACAAAUGUGGAUGUAGUCGGAAUGGGGUUGUGUCGGUGCCUUUUUCCGGCAAUAAGGCGGCGAAGCCACUGCAGGGUUUAGGUCCGGGCACGAGUUUGGAAGGUGAUAAUCAUUUGUUGGUAGAGAGAAGGAGAAGACCGAGGGCAGGUAUCCAUGGUGGUGGUGGCAGAGGACGUAAUUUUACGGCCAAGUUGGGUGCCAUUCCUGAGUAGCGAGUAGAAGAAGUCAUAAACUGCUGUAAAUAAUGGAAGUUUUUGGAUAUAGUAUUCCCUUGCCUGUGAUUGGAAGGCAUUUCAGCCAUAUUUGCUUCAUCUUUCUUCUU